Sebastes umbrosus (honeycomb rockfish) is the source of this 4101-nucleotide messenger RNA. RefSeq names its product SLIT and NTRK-like protein 1. The coding region runs from base 1229 to 3319 and encodes 696 amino acids. The transcript has a single exon. Gene Ontology annotation, biological process: regulation of presynapse assembly; positive regulation of synapse assembly; axonogenesis. Gene Ontology annotation, cellular component: postsynaptic density membrane; glutamatergic synapse; GABA-ergic synapse. NCBI's taxonomy places the organism in Eukaryota, Metazoa, Chordata, Actinopteri, Perciformes, Sebastidae. Gene Ontology annotation, molecular function: protein binding. The record is from RefSeq and is a predicted model, not a curated record.
CUUCUUACAGUUGUAGAUCUAUUUUUUGCAAAAAGGAUUUUUAUAUUGGAAGAGAAAAAAACGUCACGCACACAUGCGCAUAUAGGGGUGCCACACUGACGCAUCGUUUGUUGUAUAGUCAACUGUUUUUUUUUUUCUCCUCUUCUUCUUCUUCUGCUGGAGUGAGAGCAUGCCUGUAGCGGAUUAUUGUUUUUACCGCAUUCAACAGUGUUUUCCAAAGCAAAAAAGGGGGCGAAAGUCGCACGCAUAUGGAGAGGAAGAUCCAUCCAAAGUGAUGAAGAAUGGGGGUCACUGAAGUGAGGUAUCACGAGCCGAAUUGGAAAUCUCACCAGUAUCUUUCGACGACGCACAGUUGGACACUUUUACCAUGGAGCUGCGAGCUUUGAGAGUAAAAAACGCGAUUUUGCAGCAGGAGUCUGGCGUGGAGGCAGAAUCUUCUAUUUUUUGCGCAUCUGGAAAAGGGGAAUAACGUGUGAUUUAAAGAAAAAUAUAUAAUAUAUGUGGAUUUUUUUUUAUGCUCUGCAUUCCCUCAGUUGAUUUUUUUUUCAAUUUUUUUUUUUUUUUUUGCCAUUACAGCUCAGUAGAGGGUGUCAGAUUAUUCUUAGAGCACCGCGCUAGGAUGAACACUGUCUUCUUCUCUUUUUUUGUGAUUGCCACACAAAAAAAAAAAAAGGAAGAGACUGAGCGAGGCAAAGACGCCGAAGGAUGUGAGGGGUGAUGCGGGUGUUUUGCAGCGGUGGGCUCGCCUCUAAAGCUCCAGCAGGGAGUGAUUUCAGCACCAGGAGAGAAAGAACAGCUCCAGCAGCUCCAGCAGCUCCAGCAGGGUGUGAUUUCAGCACCAGGAGAGAAAGAGCAUCUUCUAACGCUGCAGCAGCACGACUGGAGGAGAGAAGGAGCGAAAAAAAGGCUCGGAUUUGUUCGUUUUCUUUGCAGCCAAGGUCAGUCUGAAGUGAAAACAGCCGAAAGAUGCAUCGGACUCUACUGCUGCUUUUUGAUUUUUCCAUCAUAAACACACGGAUGCUGUGAGGAUCCAGUCGUGAAUGUGGUCAUUUUUCAAUCUGGAAGUCUGGAAGUGCAGGUUAGAUGGAUCUGUUAUAAUAAAAAAGACUUCUCUUUAAAUCUAUCCCCUUUUUCUUCUUAUUAGACUGAAUUCACAGCUCAUAUAUAUAUGUAUAUAUAUAUAUAUGUCUUGAAACCAAGGGGAUGAAUUGUUCACGUUAAAAAAAAAAUGCUGCUUUGGAUUGUUCUGCUGAAUGCGGCUCUUUGUGUUGCCAGUGGAAAUGUUACAAGGGACGUUUGUAAGGAGCAGAUAUGCUCCUGCAACGAGGUCGAGGGCGAUCUGCACAUAGACUGCGAGAAGAGGAGCUUAUCCACGCUGCAGCAUUUGACUGGACCCAGCUCGCAGUUCUACCACUUGCUGUUGCACGGGAACUCGCUGUCCAGGCUCUUCCCAAACGAGUUCGCCAACUUUUACAACGCGGUGAGCUUGCAUUUGGAGAACAACGGCUUGCACGACAUUGUGCCAGGUGCUUUCUUGGGGCUGCAGCUGGUGAAGCGUUUGCACAUCAAUAACAAUAAGAUCAGAUCGUUCAGAAAGAGCACGUUUCUUGGUUUGGACGAUUUGGAGUACCUGCAAGCUGAUUUCAAUCUAUUGAGGGAUAUUGACCCAGCUGUUUUCAGGGACCUUAAUAAACUUGAAGUGUUAAUACUUAACGACAACCUCAUCAGCGCGCUACAUAUAAAUGUGUUCCAACAUGUGCCCAUUACGCAUCUGGACCUGCGUGGGAACCGAAUCAAAACGUUGCCUUAUGAGGGGAUCCUGGAGCAGAUACCGGGCAUUGCAGAGGUUCUGCUGGAGGACAACCCGUGGGACUGCAACUGCGACCUGGUGUCUCUUAAGGAAUGGCUGGAGAACAUACCACAUAACGCGCUCAUUGGGAGGGUGAUAUGUGAGGCUCCAACAAGGCUGCAAGGGAGCGACUUGAACGAGACCUCAGAGGUGGAUAUGUGCCCUUCGCUGGGUGGAGUGGACACCAGCCUGGUGGCACCUCCCACUCAGGAGGAGACCUCUGAGACCGGUGUCCCACGUCCCACGCCUUACAAGCCCAGUGGGCGCCCGGAUGGAGCCAAGAACCGCUCCAAAUCUCGCGAGAACUGGCAGCUGAAGACUAAGCCCACCCCAGUGGUGACAGGUGUGAACGGCGACAGGGAGCAGCAGCAGCUGCACAACGUGACGUGCCCGCAGCCGUGCAACUGCAAGCUGGUGGGCUCCAGACAGGGGUUAGGGGUCAACUGCGAGGGCAAGAAGAUCGAGACCUUGUCCAACCUCAAACCCAAGCCCUUGGCGGCCCACGAGCUGAACAUGCGAGACAACAACAUCCACGCGGUGAAGAAGAACCAGCUGCUCGGCUACUCCAGCCUCAACCUGCUCGAUUUGGGCGGGAACAACAUCAAGGUGAUCGACAACGGCACGUUCCAGAACCAGAGCGAGCUCAGGUGGCUGUACAUGGAUAAGAACUAUCUGGAUACGCUGAUUGCGGAGAUGUUCGUGGGCCUUGUGAAUCUGGAAUACCUCAGUUUGGAAUACAACGACAUCCAGCUGAUCGUGGCGGGCGCCUUCGGCCCAAUGCCCAACCUGAGGGUUCUGUUCCUCAACAACAACCUGCUGAAAUCGCUACCCGUGGAUGCUUUCCUUGGGAUUUCUUUAUCCAAAAUUAGCCUGCAUAAUAAUUAUUUCACCUAUCUCAACGUUGUUGGAGUGCUAGACCAGCUCAACUCAAUCAUACAGAUCGAUUUACACGGGAACCCGUGGGAGUGCACGUGCAACAUCGUGCCCUUCAAGCAGUGGUCGGAGAAGCUCGGGGCCGACGUGAUCGUGAGCGACCUCAAGUGCGAGUCCCCCGAAGGGUUCUGGAAGCGAGACUUCCGCCACGUGCGAAACGACCUCAUGUGCCCCAAGCUCUACGACAAAGUCUCCCCGACGCCCCCCUCCAAAAACAGCACUUUCACCCUGGACUCGGGGACGCGCUCGAACUCCUACUUGGAGCCGAACCGGGUCUCCAUUUCGGUGCUUGUCCCCGGGUUGCUGCUGGUGUUCGUCACGUCCGCGUUCACCGUCGUGGGGAUGCUCGUGUUUAUUUUGCGCAAUCGGAAGAGGUCGAAGCGGAGGGACGGGAACUCGUCGGCCUCGGAGAUCAACUCCUUGCAGACGGUGUGUGACUCGUCUUACUGGCACAGCGGCGGGCCUUAUCACGCGGACGGGGGCGCGCACCGGGGCUUCGACUGCAGCACGCACCUCUCCACGACUAAUGAUGCAUAAAAAGGGGACUCUGGUGCAAUAAGCCUGGAUUACAAACAGACAAGACUGACGCACAUAAAUGACUGAAACGGCCACCCAAAGGCAAACACAGACUUGUUUAUGUCUUGUUUUCUCCAGUUGAACCAAGUAAGUCAGUCUGCUGCUGCUGCUGCUGCUGCCGCUGCUGCUGCUGCUGCACAGGCCCCACUCUGUAAUAUAUGUAUAUGCCAAGCCCCCUGGCUAAAAAACCCCUCCCUCCCUCCUCCUCCCAGUUCUGCUAUUUGCCGCAAUCGGACUACGGAUCUGUAUGAGACAGAAAAGAGGGAGAACAAGGAGCGAGGGAGCGGGGCGUGUGUGUGAACGAGAGAGAGAGAGAGAGCGAGCGAGGACCCAGGGAAUGGUGCACGAACGCAUGAAUGUAAAUGUAAAUACUCGGACCGAUGUAUCAUAAUCUGCAUGAUGAUAUUUCGCAUGGUUUCAACACACACACGACGGCGAGGAACCAUAACCACCAUAACCAACAAAGAAGCGACCCUUUUCAUGUUAUAUCAAUAUGACGACAAUAUAUAGAUAUUAAGAAUUAUAUAUGACUAUUACAAAGUGCCAUUUCUCUAUUUUUUGUGAACCUGCAGUUAGGAUUUGUAUUUGUUGUUUUUUUUUGGAGAAAAAAAAAACUAUGGGAAAGGAAGUGAAGCUGUCAGUGCAUGUUCUUUUUUCUGUUUGUUAUCAUUUGAUUGUCGAUAAAUAUUGGGGUUAUUUAUACCGUACUAGAUGGUGCAGAUUAAAUCCACGUCUGCAGCAAA